GAUGAUGGUGGUGCCGGGUGUUGUUGUGAAUUGUCAGGGAAGAUGAGUGAGAUCGUGGAGAGGACACUGAGCGCCCUGCCUGGCCUCCUACUACAGGAGCCCCCGCCUGGAGCCAGUUCUAAGCUGGGGAGUCUGAUCAGGAAUAUCACCGGGCUCAGCUCCAGACAGGAAGAAGAAAAACUAAUUCAACAAGAACUUGCCAGUUUAAGAUCAACUGUGUCCUCUCCAAAUACAACAUUGAGACAGAUGAAGGAGUGUAUGGGUCAGGCUCAUUUACUGUGAAAUGCUUGGCUAUGAAGCUUCCUUUGGCUAUAUACAUGCUAUUAAAUUAGCACAACAAGGAAAUCUACUUGAAAAACGAGUUGGAUAUCUUGCAGUGUCACUGUUCCUUCAUGAGAACCACGAGUUGCUGCUCUUGUUAGUAAAUACAGUCCUAAAGGACUUGCAGAGCACCAAUCUGGUGGAGGUGUGUAUGGCUUUGACUGUGGUGAGUCAGAUAUUUCCUCGAGAGAUGAUUCCAGCUGCUUUGCCACUCAUAGAGGACAAGCUGCAACAUUCUAAGGAAAUCGUGAGAAGGAAAGCAGUGUUGGCAUUGUAUAAAUUUUAUAUGAUUGCGCCCACACAAGUACAGCACAUACAGGAGAAGUUUCGGAAAGCUCUGUGUGAUCGGGAUGUGGGAGUCAUGGCUGCCUCUUUACAUAUAUAUCUGCAGGCCAUCAAGGACAACCCAUCUGGAUACAAAGACCUGACAGGCUCAUUUGUCACAAUUUUGAAACAGGUGGUUGGAGGAAAGCUACCUGUAGAUUUUAAUUACCAUAGUGUCCCAGCACCCUGGCUUCAAAUUCAACUCUUACGGAUAUUGAGACUAUUAGGAAAGGAUGAUCCCAGCACCAGCGAGUUAAUAUAUGAUGUGUUGGACGAGUCCUUGCGGCGAGCGGAAAUAAAUCAUAAUAUCACGUAUGCUAUUCUAUUUGAAUGUGUCCAGACUAUUUAUACUAUUUAUCCAAAAUCUGAUUUAUUUGAAAAAGCUGCAAAAUGCAUUGGAAAAUUUGUUUUGUCUCCAAAAAUUAAUCUAAAGUAUUUGGGGCUGAAAGCUCUUACAUAUGUUAUUCAGCAAGAUCCUAACCUGGCACUUCAACACCAAAUGACCAUAAUUGAGUGCUUAGACCAUCCUGAUCCCAUCAUUAAAAGAGAGACACUGGAACUCCUCUAUCGAAUUACCAAUGAACAGAAUGUCACUGUUAUUGUACAGAAAAUGUUAGAAUAUCUGAAAGAAAGCAAGGAUGAAUAUGCAAUAAUCACCUUGGUUGGAAAAAUAGCAGAUUUGGCAGAAAAAUACUCCCCAAACAACCAGUGGUUUGUUGAGACCAUGAAUAUUGUAUUUUCUAUUGGAGGAGAUAUGGUACACCCAGACAUUCCCAACAACUUUCUACGACUCCUAGCUGAAGGAUUUGCUGAUGAAAAGGAAGAUGGACAGCUGAGGCUGUAUGCAGUGCAGUCUUAUCUUGCCUUACUGGAAAUGGAGAAUGUGCAUUAUCCCCAGCGCUUCCUACAGGUUAUCAGCUGGGUGCUGGGUGAAUAUGCCUACCUUGCCAAGCACAUAUCUACAGAAUCUGUGAUGAGAAAACUGUAUGACCUGUUCUUUCAAGGUUCUGUUACCUCUGAAACUAAGGCCUGGAUUAUGGCAGCAAUAACAAAGCUGGCUGCAGUCACUCACCACUGCUCAUUAGUGGAUAAACUAAUCCAAGAAUUCUCUACCUGUCUGGACACAGGUAUAAGGCAACAGGCUUGUGAAUUAAAGGCUCUGUGGGAGGAUGCACAGCUAAUACAGAGGCUUUUUCCACUGAACUCCAGCUGUGAGGACUUAUCGGUUGAUGCCUCUCUUUCUUUUGUGGAUGGAUUUGUGGCCGAGGCUCUCAGUAAAGGGGCAGCACCAUAUAAGCCUCAUCACCAGCGCCAAGAAGAAAAGCUUUCCCGGGAAAAGGCUUUGAAUCUAGAACCAUAUGGACUCUGCUUUUCUCCGAGUUUACCUUCUGUAGGCCUGACUGAUGGGCACUCACCCUCUGGAAUCUCUGUGGUAUCUGAGGCUUCCGGGAACAGUGUUGACACUGGACAAAAGGAGGAGAAUCGCCUGAAGAUGGAUGGUGUAAAGAAAGUCUGGGGGAAAGAAGGUUACCUGUUAAAAAAGGAAAGUAAAUCUAGUAAAUCCGAGUCUAUCUCUCCUCCACUGGAAAGCGGUAUAUCACUGGGUGAGGAUGAAGAGCAUCCUGAGAUGUCUGGGGAACAAUCCUUGGAGCCUAUUUCAGAAGAUGAACGAGAAAAAAAACAACUGGCUUCCUCAUUGUUUGUUGGUCUUGGAUCCAGUGCUGUCAGCUUGAUGGGUAAAACAGACCAAUCAACGCACAAGUUCAAGAGGAAAUCAAAGAUGGGAAAUAAAAUUACAGAUAAAGCAUCCUUGUACACAUUUGUGGAUCAGAAUCAUGUAAUGCAGACUUUACCAAAUGAUGCCCACUCCAUGGACUCAAGACUGGCUACACAAGGGCCUGGCACUAUUGGAGAGCAUACUGUUGAUUCAGAGGUUUCAUCUUUGUUUGCAAACACUAACCUGGACAUCGUACAAGUAAAUGAACCAUCCUUGCCCAUACACAAAGUCUCCCGAACUCUCUUUGUGCCAUCCUUGCCUCCUGAACUCGCCCAGUAUACCCACACAGAGCUCACUGAGCUCACAAGCAAUGGAACUCUGCGCAUCUACUCAAGUAAAGUAUGGAAGGAUGACAGUGUCUUGUUGGCUUUGGUAUUUGUCAAUCAGGAUUCUUCAGCAAUAAAAUGUAUUACUGUGAAGAUGGAAGACUCUGAGAGUGUUACUGUUUCCAAGAGUCUUUGUUGUCAGCUCUCUCACCUGGAAGGAGCUGGAGUUCAGCACUGCUGGGAAUGUGUACAGCUGAAGAAACCGUGUAAUAAUGUGACAGUCUCAGGCUGUGUCACUUACCAGUUAGAUUCAGAGGUGCCUUCUCUAAUGAACUUUUCCAUAGAAUUUGUGCUGCUUGAUUUUAUCAGAUCAUUGGCAAUAUCCACUGAAGAGUUUGGUAAAUUGUGGCCGACCCUCUCGAAUGAUGUGAAGGAAAAAAUUCAGAUCCCAAAUCCCCAACAGUCUCUUCCUGAAUUAUUUUCAGUGUUGCAGCACAAAUUAAACCUUCAUAUUGUAGAAGUUAUUGGUGAUGAAGGGAUAGUCGCAUGCCAGCUGCUGCCCUCCGUCCCAUGUCUUCUGCACUGUCACCUUCAGGAAGGAAUGCUGCUUCUAUGGAUAAGAUCAUCAUCUUCUGCUUUAUUGGACUGCUUACUUUAUCAAUGCCAAAAAGCCCUUGAGGACCACUAA
This is a messenger RNA of Staurois parvus, 3376 nucleotides long. Lineage: Eukaryota; Metazoa; Chordata; Amphibia; Anura; Ranidae. The record is from the annotation of a GenBank genome assembly.